UAGCGACACGCCAUAGCCUAGCGAGGGAGAGAGGAGCGUUUGUUUUUCUAUAGCGUUCUUGUCCAUAGUCCAGAGCUAGUUUCUUAGGGCAUUGCGCAAUGCGGAGGCGGCGAGACGCUGCCGGCGCCCCGGCUGGAUUGCAAUGCGGGUGAUUCCAUCUAGUCGCGGCAAUGUAUCGAUUCUCUGCGGGCGAUGCCAGGGAUUUGGAGCUGCUGCUGUGAAAUCCUCGAAAUCCUCCAGGUGCAUUGAUAUUUCGAGGCGGCAAGUCCUCUGGAUGAAUGAUCUGAGCUCGUGGAUCCUGUGAAGGCUUGAUGCAUCAAGGUCGAAAGGAUUUGAGCUACUACUUCAAGGCAGAGAGCGCCGAGGAGGCCGCCGCUGCAAUGCCUGGUCCCAGAUCUCCAAAUUUCUCCGCGGCUGCCAAGCCCGAUGCGGCUCUACAGAUGGUGGAGACUCCCAAAUCCAAGCAAGCCGAGGUGGAGGUCGCCGAGGACGCGAAGAAAGGAAGAACUCACGAGGUUUGCUCGGUUCCCUUCUACAAGCUCUUCUACUUUGCGGAUCCACUCGACUACUUGCUCAUGUUCUUGGGGACCUUGGGCGCAAUGGCCAAUGGGUUUGCGAUGCCCGCCUUGACAAUCGUGUUUGGGCAGCUCGCGAACGCGUUUGGACAGAAUUCCGGUAACAUCCACGCCAUGGUUCAUGAAGUUUCACAGGUGGCUUUGCGCUUUGUCUAUCUCGGCGGCGCUGCUUCGGUGGCAUCUUUUGGUGAAGUAGCGUUUUGGAUUUGCACAGGAGAGCGUCAGGCUGCGAGGAUAAGAGGACUGUAUCUCAAGUCCAUCUUAAGGCAGGAUGUGGCUUUUUUUGACAAAGAAACCACAACUGGAGAAGUUGUUGGUAGGAUGUCUGGAGACACUAUUCUGAUCCAGGAAGCGAUUGGAGAGAAGGUCGGGAAGUUUAUUCAACUGACGGCUACAUUUUUGGGUGGCUUUGCCGUGGCAUUUACGAGAGGAUGGAAGCUGACUCUUGUCAUGCUCUCGGCGUUGCCCCUGAUCGUUGCAGCUGGAGGAAUGAUGGCCGUUGUGGUUUCUCGGAUGUCUAGCAGAGGGCAAGUUGCAUAUGCAGAAGCUGGAGGCAUCGUCGAUAGAGUUAUCGGUGCAAUUCGAACUGUAGCAUCGUUUACUGGAGAGAAGAGAGCUGUCGAAGACUACGAUAAAGCGUUAAAGAGAGCGUACAGUGCUGGGGUGCAACAGGGUAUCGCAGCUGGCCUGAGCCUGGGGUUUCUUCUGCUGAUAGUCUUUUCGAGCUACGCGCUGGCUCUUUGGUACGGCUCAAAACUGGUUCUACAUGAAGGCUUUUCUGGUGGAAGAGUGAUGAACGUGAUUUUUGCGGUUCUUACCGGUGGCAUGGCAUUGGGUCAAACUUCCCCGUGUCUGAAUGCGUUUGCUUCUGGCCAAGCAGCGGCAUAUAAGAUGUUCGAAGUUAUCCACCGUACUCCGGAGAUCGAUGCUUUCCAAUCCUCGGGCAAAGUUCCGGAAAAUGUCAAGGGGGAUAUCGAAUUCCGUCAGGUUGAUUUUUCGUAUCCAUCUCGGCCAGACGUUCAGAUAUUCUCAAAGUUCUCCUUGGGUAUUCCGUCGGGCAUGACAACGGCCCUCGUAGGAGAAAGUGGAAGUGGCAAGUCUACAGUUAUAAGCUUGAUUGAAAGGUUUUACGACCCACAGGCGGGUGAAAUACUGCUGGAUGGAACGAAUCUAAACGAGAUACAGCUGAAGUGGCUAAGGCAUCAGAUUGGUCUCGUCAGUCAAGAGCCAGUUCUUUUCGGCACGUCGAUCAAAGAGAACAUUGGCUAUGGAAAAGAAGGAGCAACACUAGAUGAGAUCCAGAAUGCCGCGUACCUUGCGAAUGCAGCCAGGUUUAUUAACAAGUUGCCACAGGCUUAUGACACUCAGGUCGGGGAGCACGGAGCACAACUAUCAGGUGGACAGAAGCAGAGAGUUGCGAUUGCGAGGGCAAUUCUUAAAAAUCCUCGGAUUUUACUGCUGGAUGAAGCCACGAGCGCCUUGGAUGCCGAGUCUGAGCGUCUCGUGCAAGAAGCUUUGGAUCGUGUAAUGACGGACAGGACGACUGUAGUUAUAGCCCAUAGGCUGACCACGAUAAGGAAUGCUCAUUGCAUUGCUGUCGUGCAACACGGAGCAAUCGUUGAGACGGGUACGCACUUUGACCUUGUACAACGUCCCAAUGGUGCCUACUCCCAACUCGUGCAUCUGCAAGAGAUGCAUCAACCUCCGCCCGUAGAGACCACUGAAAUUGAUCCGGACAGUGUUUUGAUUCAAGAAGAUAAUCGAAGUCUCAGCCGAGCUGCCAGCCGAAACUCUCCAAGCAGGUGGUCUUUCAGCAAAGCUUCUCCAAUCCGGUGGUCAUUUAGCAGGUCUUCGAGUCGAGGGGACGGCCGGCACUCGUUCUCAUUGACAAAGUCAGCAAGUGUCAAACAGGCUGAUGACAACGAUCAGAAGCAGCCGGUUUGCGAGGAUAUUGAGACUGGACGUACGAAGCCGAAGAAUAUAUCCAUCUUCAGGCUUGCUACUCUGAACAAGCCGGAAGUUCCGAUCGUCUUUGUGGGGUCUCUGGCUGCUGCUGCAAACGGAGUUAUCUUACCCCUGUUCGGGCUUCUUUUGUCAAGCAUCAUCGGCUCCUUUUUCGAAGUCAACGUACACACGCUGCGGAGGGACGUGAACUUCUGGUCGAUGAUGUUCCUCGUCCUUGCGUGCUCCGCUUUCGUUGUCGCUCCGGCUCAGAUACUUUGCUUCUCCGUCGUCGGCAACAGACUAAUCCGUCGCAUCAGAACGCAAAUGUUCGAAAAAAUCCUCCGGCAAGAGAUCUCGUGGUUCGAUGCAUCUGAAAACUCCAGUGGAGCGCUCGGGGCAAGACUGUCCUCUGACGCAGCACAUGUUCGAAGUAUGGUCGGAGAUACGUUGUCUCUGUUCGUGCAGAACGUAGCCACUGUUGCUGCUGGUCUUGUUCUCGCAUUUACUGCUAGCUGGCAGCUGGCUCUUCUGGUUCUAGCUCUGGUGCCCCUGAUUGGUCUACAGCAUCUUAUGCAAGUCAAGUUUGUGCAAGGCUUCAGCGCAGAUGCCAAGAUAAUGUACGAAGAGGCUAGUCAAGUAGCCAGCGAAGCCGUGAGCAGCAUCAGAACAGUUGCUUCUUACUGCGCAGAAGUGAAAGUCAUGGACUUGUACAAGGAAAAGUGUAGCCUCCCUUUGAUCAACGGUGUGAAGCAGGGGAUUAUCAGUGGAGUUGCUCUAUCCGUUUCCAACUUUGUGCUUUUCGGAUCAUAUGCCAUGAGCUUUUGGUUUGGUUCGCGCCUCGUGGAGAAAGGAGAAACCGACUUCAAGAGAGUGUUUCGGGUGUUCUUCGCCAUCACAAUGAGCUCCGUCGGAAUAUCUCAGUCCGCCGGCAUGGCUCCAGACAUCGCCAAGGUUAAAACCGCCGUCAACUCCGUCUUUUCUCUCCUGGACCGCAAGUCCAAAGUAGAUCCGUUUGACAAGUCAGGAAAGACACUGAAACUAAUCAAAGGUGACAUAGAGUUCCGCACCGUCUGCUUCAAGUAUCCAUCCCGGCCGGACGUGGCCAUUUUCCAGGACCUGUCGCUACUCAUUCCUGCUGGAAAGACUGUAGCACUGGUGGGAGAGAGCGGUAGCGGGAAGUCGACACUGAUAUCCUUAGUGGAGCGCUUCUACGAGCCGGACUCUGGCCAAGUUCUCCUGGAUGGGAUAGACAUAAGGAACUUCCAGGUGAAGUGGCUGAGGCAGCAAAUGGGCCUGGUGAGCCAGGAGCCGGUCCUCUUCGACGGCACCAUCCGGUGGAACAUUGCCUACGGCAAGGAAGGCGCGGUGAGCGACGAGGAAAUCCAGGCCGCCGCCGAGGCAUCCAACGCUCACAAGUUCAUCUCGGGGCUCCCGGAGGGAUACAAGACGAGAGUCGGGGAGAGAGGCGUCCAGCUCUCGGGUGGCCAGAAGCAGCGAGUAGCGAUCGCCCGCGCGAUCGUCAAGAACCCGAGGAUACUGCUGCUGGACGAGGCGACGAGUGCGCUGGACGCGGAGUCGGAGCACCUGGUCCAGGAGGCGCUGGACAGGAUCAAAGUGAAGCGGACGAGCAUUGUCAUCGCGCACCGGUUGGCGACGAUUGUGAACGCGGACGUGAUCGCGGUGGUGAAGAACGGGGCGAUUGUGGAGAGGGGGAAGCAUGCCGAUCUGAUUGGCAUCAAAGGUGGCGCUUAUGCUUCUCUUGCCAAGCUGCAUUUGACGGCCGCACCCUCCACGUCGUAGAAAUAUAUGAAGCAGCAAAAUUAUUAUAAAAUAAAAAAAAGUAAUAAUUUUACAAAACUGAAAAGAAUCACUUAAUAUACAUCAAAGUGUAAACUUCA
Molecule: messenger RNA, 4417 nt
Organism: Selaginella moellendorffii
Lineage: Eukaryota; Viridiplantae; Streptophyta; Lycopodiopsida; Selaginellales; Selaginellaceae
Product: ABC transporter B family member 4
Exons: 12
Coding region: 312-4319 (1335 amino acids)
Biological process (GO): transmembrane transport
Cellular component (GO): membrane
Molecular function (GO): ATP hydrolysis activity; ATP binding; ABC-type transporter activity
Source: RefSeq, a predicted model, not a curated record